This is a messenger RNA of Stomoxys calcitrans (stable fly), 1496 nucleotides long. RefSeq names its product mitochondrial amidoxime-reducing component 1. The transcript is spliced from 4 exons. Gene Ontology annotation, molecular function: pyridoxal phosphate binding; molybdenum ion binding; catalytic activity. The record is from RefSeq and is a predicted model, not a curated record. NCBI's taxonomy places the organism in Eukaryota, Metazoa, Arthropoda, Insecta, Diptera, Muscidae. The coding region runs from base 215 to 1234 and encodes 339 amino acids.
GUUUGAAGAUAUAGUUGAGUGUACGUGCGCACAAUUUUUAUGUUGAUUGAGAGAUAAGCUGUUUGACAUUUCACAUGGAUGCGCGCAUUGAAAGUGUACUUAAAUAUUCCAUUCCAAUAAUCUUCAGAUAGCUGCAGCGAAAUUUUUUUCAGUUGCGUUCAUUAUCUACAUAUUGAUUGACGAUAGCCAUCGGAUUUGUUGCAAAAAGGCAAAAAUGUUAAAUUUCAGUUCAAAUAAAGCUCUGUAUGUUGGGAUUGGUGCUGGUACAAUUGCCGCAGGUGCUGUUUCCUACCUCUACUAUCGAUAUUCAAAGCGAGAUGUUAUGCCCUCAAAAUGGCGUCGAGUAGGAACUCUGGAUCAAAUCAAUUUAUUCCCGGUAAAGUCUUGCGCUCCACUUGAAGAAUCCGAUAAAGAUGGCACAUGGUCUGCCGAAGUUUUGGGGCUGCGGUAUGGUGGGGUCGGGGAUCGGGCAUUGAUGUUGAUUAACGACCAAGAUGAAAUGAUAACAGCGCGUGUUUACCCAAAAAUGGUGCUAAUAAAAGUAAAACUGGUGGGAGAAUCGAAGAUAAGCAUAACGGCUGAAGGAAUGGAACCACUAGAGUUGGAUUUUACCAAGUUGGUCAGAGAAGCACCUGGUGCAGACGUCCAUACGUCAGUGUGGGGUGCAAAGUUAGAUGCAAUGUUGUGUGGUGAAAAGUACGACAGAUGGUUUUCGCGCUACAUUCUCAAUAAAGAUUCUGGUUUGCGCUUAGUCUACUAUCCUUACCAGGUGCCUGUGAGGCCAACAAUAGCUCAAAUGAAAAGAGAACCAUUUUUAAAACAAGAAGAUUCGGGUUCUUUCGGUGAUGCUACCUCAUAUAUGCUUAUGAAUUUGUCUUCCCUCGAUGAUCUACAAGAACGCGUAAAGAAACCCAUUGAUCCCCUCCAAUUUCGCGGUAACUUUUAUCUGCGCAUGGAUACAAAUGAGCCCUUUGCCGAAGACAAGUGGCAGUGGAUACGCAUAGGCGAAGAAGCUGUGUUCAGGGUCGUUGCACCCUGUACUCGCUGCAUUUUCCCCAACAUCAAUGUUGAAACUGGUGAGCGGGAUCCCAACGGGGACCCUUUGAAGACUUUGAAAAGUUUUCGAAUGUUUAAGAACUACGACAGUCCAGCAAUGGGUGUACAUUUAGGUCUCCGCCGUAUUGGUCAAAUAAAACCUAACGAUAUUAUCUACGUCGAGGAGUUACAGCCAUGAGUUAAGUCUACAGGAUGCUGAAAAUGAAGUGGGAAAUUCUGUUCAACUUUGAGAACUUUUAUUCGUACAGUUUAUAAACAUUUUACAUGAAAUUUUAUUAUCCUAAUUGAAUGUUCUUUUUGAAAGCUAUUCAAGCUUUGUUAUUACCUACAUACAUAUAAUACAAUCCUUAUUGUUUUGUCUUAACGAUGUAAAUUCUAUUGAAUGAGAUGUGAAAAUCAAUAACCAUAAUUGUUAAUAAAAUCAAGAUAUAAAAUGAUAA